GCCAAUUUUUCAUCAUUCAGGAUUAUUCAAAAGGGCUGAAACAAAACCUCCUUGAAGUAUUAGUGAGCUAGGGUGGUAUCAUAACUAAACAAGCUUCAGUUGACUUUGCACCUCUCCGAGUCGCCUGGUAUAGUGAUCUCUGAUAUUCAGAGGGAAAAAAAAGUAACAGAGCCUACAAAACACUGAUACAGAACACUGAUUGAGUCAAAGGAAAAGGUAAGCCCUCCACCCGCGAGUAAAACCUUUCAUAAAUCAUAUCGUGUUACAAUUUGAAUCCUCGAUCUUUUUUACUUUUUGGUCCCGUUCUGAUGAGAAUUUUUGUCAAAUUUUAUAAACCUUACAUUUGUCAAAUACACUUUGGAUACGCAUAUUUAUCCUUCUUGUUAAUCUGAUUUAUUUAUAAUUUUUGCGUUGUGAAGGAAGCUCUAGUAAUUGGCUUAUUUAUCUCAAUAUAGAACAUUCAAGAAUCUGCAAGCAAACUUGUCGAGCAUCCUUCGUAAAUUUCCGUUUCCAAAUUCAAGGUGUGGGCAGUCUUGCCUUUUAUCGCAGAAGAGUAAUUUCGAACCACACAAACUGUUUCUGUGACAAGAAUUUGAAAAAUUCCGGCUUUGAUUGUAUACAUUUUAACUCAUACAGCAAUUUAUUUGGUUUCUUGGUGACUUGCCUAAGUCUCAAUGGCUAACAAAGGAGUUUUAGUGAUAGGUCGCUGGCGUUGCAAACCACUGAUUGCGUUGUUUUGGGACUAAACCGGGACAACACUAAAAAAAAAACUAAUUGGUUUCAGGAAUGUUAGCACUCCUUGCAUUUGACCUCCUGUAGACUGCAUUUUUCGAGGCUUAACCUUUUAGCUCCUAAGAGUGACCAAUGUCUAAUUUCUCCUUACAAUAUCACCCCUGAAUCAAACAUGAAAGUCAUGAGAAUAGAUGAGAUGAUCACCAACUAAAGCAGCUCUUGAUUGUUACACAAAUUCUCCUUGCCAGCCUCUUUGGAAAUUUAUGGAGAAUAGAAUGGAGAAUAUACAUACUGAUGUUAGGGUGUAGAGGGUUAAGGUUCCCUCCACGCUAUGCUGAUUAAAUUGUUUUUGUUCACAAAAAAACCAUCACCCCCGACAGAAAUUAUUCAUAACCCUUACCGGCCUCUUUGAUGCAGAAUUGUUAGAAGAUGUGAUCGUUGCUUUUGGUCUAUUUGAUACAGAAUUGUCAGAAGAUGUGGCUGAUGCUUUUGUGGAUGUAUUCCACAUUUUUUUCUUUUUCGAUGCUGGCUAGAGAAAAAUAUACCCCUUUCGACGUUGAACCGAGCUCCGGUAGUUCACGAAGGCUAAGAAGGUCAUCAAUCUCUUCAUCAAUUUAUUUAUCCAUUUGAUAUUUAUUCACUUGAAAGUUUUUUUUUAUCUAUUUGCAGAAUGGUAGCAGGUUUCAGUGGUUUUGUCGAUGACUACGUGAAAUCAUUUUAAUAAGAUAUAAGUGUUAACUGUCUCUAAAUUUUAUGCUGCAUAAGGUUAACUUAUUCGAACAUUGUCAUUCUUUUGUCAAUACUCUUAAGGGGAAUAUUUUGUAGAAUUAAAAGAUUGAGCUAUUCUCGGAGUAAAGCUUUUAUCUAUGAAUUGAAAAGGGAUUAAUUUCUAGCAGAAGAUUGCUUAGAUCACAAUGAUUUAAAUCCGAGAAAAGCUGUAAGAGCUAAUCACGGCGAGAUAGUUUCUUUCAAGACCGAGGUGUACUGUCGUAUAUACACGCUGUGAGAACUGCUUAAUAAUGCCGGCUUCCUUUACACAAUUAUAAAUGGCGAGAAAACUCUGGAAAGAUUGCAUAUAGAGAAGCUUCAGUAUUUAUCUUCAUACAUCUACUUACGACGGAAAACUGACGUAAGCGCAGAAAAAAAAAAAACCAAGACUAUAAUGCAGGUACCACAAUGAUUAGAAAAGAGUAGUCAUUUUGAAGCCGAUGGAACACAAUUAUCUAUUCGCCUUAUUUUGCAGGCUUGUUUUCCCAAGGGAGCCUUUUCUUUUUCAACCAGCUACCUAAAUUCUCUUAUUUGCACUGAUAAGGAAAAAUAACACUCGCAGCGAUUAUGUAAGAAGGAUCUUUUUUCUUUAAGCGAACCGCUAUGUAAAAGUUACUACAUAUGCAUGCCCACGCAUAACGGCAGCAAAGCAAAUAUAAGCACUUGAACCACUAAUGACAGAUGAAAAAACACCGCGCAAUUGUUAUUUCUUGCAAUGAUUUUUGCAGCCUACUCGUUCAAAUUUCCCGUUCAACCCACCACUGAAAAACAAACCGGCUAAUUUAUCAUGCGUGUUUCCUCCGACAUGACAGAAAAUGGAAACAUGAUUAAUUGUAAUUCGUUAAAUAGUGCGUUCGAAACCCCCGAAUAACUUGUUUUUCCACACCGUAGAAGUAAAUGAUGGCAAUUUAGGAAGUGCUUAAUUAAUUUCUUCUGUUACCGCCUGCUUUUUUUGGUACCACAGUGCCCUGCCACACUAGCGUGAUACUGAGGAAUACGUUAUUCAGUGAAUGCCAGGUUAUAAUUCGCCUUGAGUUAGGUAAGGUGUUGCAUCUUAAUAAUUUAUGAUUGAAUUCAAACGCUUUGCGCUGGCUUGCUGAAGAUUUCAUCCCUAUAGCGAAAACAAUAUCUUUUUAAUACCCAAAAUCUAAUUCAAGUGUAAGUAGCAAAAUUUAAGGAUGAUAUAUAUAUUAAACAUGAGGGUUCCAAGUACAAUUGAGGGGAGGUUUAGAUUCAAUUCGUACUUAAGUGUUUGCGUUGUUUGUGGUUCUUAAAGCUAUUGUUCAUUUCCAGUGUUCGUCAUGUCAGAGGCUUGCGUUGGCCGGUUUUUACUACGCUCAAAACUCACAAGGCAAAAAAAAAACAAACAAACAUGUUAAGACCGUUUGAAAUCAAGCGCAUCUUUAAGUUAAGCGCCUAAAUUUCAACGAAACAGGAGAACAAUGAAGAUGUUACAAUAAACCAAGGCGAGAAACACAUUGUUUCGGAUCGUUUUCAAACGAAAAACGAGAAUUUUCACGAGUGAUGAUUUUUUAGGACAUUAAAAGCAGUGACGUAGGCUCAUAGCUUACCUUAAAUAUUUCUUCAUUUUGUUAAGGAAAUAUUGAAAAAAAAAUCGAAUACGUUGGCGAGGGAACAAUAUUAGUUAACUUUGCCGAAAAAUAAGAGCUAGUCAACAAAACAGUGUAAUACUUCCUCAAAUCGAUAAUGCUCUGUAUGUAUGGUGAACUUAACUAUAAGACAUUCACUCUGACAACGAAAUCUCCAGUUUCAUUAUGGAAUAAAAGUGGCUUAAAAGAAGGAUCUCUACAUGAAAACAUGAUGGAAUAUUUGUCUUAGCGAUCAAAACAGGACUUCAAACUGCGAAAUAUGUUAUUCACUUUGCGAUGGUGUUAUGGGUGAACAUCUGCCUAACUCUUUCCCUCCCCAGAUCUCAUCAGUAAUUCUCCUUACUGUCUGCCUCACAAUUCUUAUGAUGUUAGUUUGGAGAAUUUGGUAUUGGAUCCACUGAUAAUCCAUUAGUUUAUAUUAUUCUUUAUUUUCAUCACUUUUCUGCUUGAUAUUGUAUCGAUUUUAUAAGUAGAAAUUCUAAGCUUCAGUGAGCUUACUUUCCAAAAUACUUAUAAUACCAGCCAUCCGUUCGCUGAAUGAUUCUCGGUAAAGAGUAAAGUACGCGAAGAGGAAAAAAUGUUAAGCUCACAAACCAUCCAAGAUUGUACAAAAAUUCCCUUUUUUUAUAACUGACAGUUCAUUGCCACCAUGGUUGCUAACACGAUAUUUCUCUAGGUUGUAGAAAUUUUAAGUACUGCCGGAUUCUCAGGUUCAUUUUUAAUCAGAUCAUACUCUUACAAUAGAUUUGACGUUUCUUUUAAUAUUCAUUCCUGCAAAGUUGGUUUAACUAUGUUAAUUUCAGAGAUGUAAUCGUAUCGUAUCGUGUAAGCUCGUAUGACUUAGGGCGACUUCAAAAAGUGAUUCUUCCAAUUCAUCCUGAGUACACCGGUUCUAAAACUACAAACAAAACAAGGGAAUUUCCUAACAUGCGUACGUAUCCUAUUUACAAAGUAUCUCAAAAUAUUUACGAAGCGGGUUUAUAUUUAUAUCCAGGGCAGCUGUUGAUCAAAGAUUUCAUAGUCGGUUUUUUAAAAAUUAUUUUUAGCAAAAUGAACAAUCGUUAUAAUCUCCAAGAAAUACCUCAAUAAACUGUUUUCGGUCACGAAAAUAAUGCAAAAGAGCUGUUCAAGCUGAAAAUUCCUUAUUUAUCGUCAGAGUGGGACUAAAACCGAAUUAAGAUGAAAUUAAGUUGUUCGGCAAAAAUUUUAUUGCUGCAUUACGUAAGCAGGGAGCAUAAAAACAUUGUUUGUAGGCUGGUUAUCACCUUGAACGAUACUUUGUAUAGGCCAUAACAAUGACUGUAUUAUGUUUCGGUCAAAGAAUAGGUUUAAUAUCGAUUCAAGUUUCUUUUGAUCUAAAAUGGUCAAACAUCAACAUUUGCUUAAACUGGAGACAAGGUUAGUCAUUUUACAUCAAAAUCAGGAAUUUUUAAAUUUCUGUUAGCUUGCAAAUUAUGCCUUUUUAGAAUUAUCAGGCUCGCAAAAAAAGCGGAAAAAAGUUCAACGUAUUCUGUCUGAUAUUUCUCUGUCUCCAUUAGGAUCUUAAGUUAUCGACGAUAUUUCCUUCCAAUCAAUAAUAUCUCCCUGCAGAGGUCACGAAAAGGUAAUGAUGCGAAAAACGUUAUCAGCUGGUCAAAAAAUUUACCAGAGAAUAUAUUCAUGAAACUGACGAGAAGGUCUUGAUUUGUUUCAUCGCUUUUCCCAAGUUAACCCUGUAUUUAUAAUGUUGCGGAACGUACCCUCCAUUUCGUGUUUUUAGUUUAAUGUUUAUCGACACAAACAGCUGAGUUGUGUUUUGCAAAAAGCAAAAUUUUUUUUAUUAAGUUUACGGUUUUGUGUGGUAGGCUAAGAUCGACGUUUUCAAGACGUGUUCGAAAUGUCUUCAAAGUUACUUAAAAAAAUGUUUGGAGAACUUGAAGAGGAUGAAAACGACAAGCACUCGCCGUGAACAGAGUUUUCACAAUAAAAACCUUCAUUUGUAUGCACUGCUUGUAAAUUAAUGCUUAGAAAAUGUCCAACAAAACAAUAACUCAUAGACUAGCUGAAUUUGACAUAAAUAUCCUUAAAAACAUUUUACCGGUAGAACCAUUGUGAAAUCACUCACCAACGUUUUCCGAUUUAAAUCUAUGUUCAAAAAUCUAUUGAUUACAUAGGUUGAUUUCAAUUGAAAGGUCCAUUUGCUUCACAAAAAAAAACUGCCCUUUUGUUUAAACGAAGUAGCAUCUAACUUGGCUCAAUAUCAGUGAAAGAUAACGGCAAAAAUGCGGAUAUUUCGUAAUGGACCUCGAAGCUUCUUUGAAAUCGAGAGACGUAAAUUUGACACUUUCUUCGACGUGUCUGUGCAUUUUUAUCUCCUAUUACUGUGUUAUCGAGAGGGCAUAUCGCCCAUGUUGGUCAUCUUGGCUUACAGUAACCAAUUAAUGUUCAGUACCCGAUAUUUAGGUAAUAAGUUUUACUGUUUCUGGCGCCAGACUACAUUAUGUAUUAGUGCCAAUGGCUUCCUAAAAUACCUAUUGCAGCCUACGCGUGCGAUCAAUCUCUUUGUUUUUGUGUCCUUUUCAUUUAUGAUGACAGGUUUUUCGGAAACUACAUAGAGUUGUCAUUGUACUCCCGGAUAAUACGACAAAGUUGUCAAUAAGGGCUUUCAGAAUGUCCGUUGUUCAAAUGGGAAGAUUAAUUGCGAGCAAUCCAUCAAAUUGUGUACUUCACGACCUGCGAGACUUAUAAAAGGCUUGGAGAUUUACCUCUCUGACGCUGUGUCGUUGAAGUUUGCUCACGAUUCAAAAAACAAGGGACAGAGUGAUUAAUAGAAAAUCACGCGUUAAUCAGGUGCCUUGAAUUACCUUGAAACACGUAACCUAACAUUUCAGCUGUUGGAAGAGCAGUUCAUCUUUUGUUCAUGGAUUUGAGUUCAUGGUACAGUUUUACUUCCAAUAUUUGAAAGGAAAACAACAGCCUUUGCAAAUCAACGCAGUUGUAAGUAUACAGGCCAAGAUUCACAAUGGCAGCGGGAGCAAGUCGCAGCGACAAUUUGCUUCGUGUCACAUGGAGAAUAUGAUAAAAUCUCGCUUUCUAUAUCCAGCUAGUUUGAAUUUUGUCGAGGAUUUUAGCAACUUGUUCUAAGGAGGUAAUUGUCUCAGAGUAGUGGCUGCCGCAAAAACUUUUGUAUUUGAGUUCAUGGUUCGGUUUUACUUCCAGUAUUUGAAACGACAAUAACAGCCUUUGCAAAUCAAAGCAGUUGUAAGUAUACAGGUCAAGAUUCACAAAAGCAGCGGGAGAAAGUCGCAGCGACAAUUCGCUUCAUGUCACAUGGAUAAUGUGAUAAAAUCUCUCUAUCGAUAUCCAGUUAGUUUGAAUUUUGUCGAGGAUUUUAGCGACUUGUUCUAAUGAGGUAAUUGUCUCAGAGUACUGACUGCUGCAGAGACAUUUCGCCUUUCUCGGCAUUGGGAAAAUAAUUUGCUAAAUUUGCACUGAUUUAACCUCAAAAAGGGCGAAAGAAAACAACACCAUAAAUUGCGCUGAAAAGAAUAUGCGAUCGGUCAGAUUUAAAAUCUUUGUAAUGAAAUACAAAUCAUCAAAUGCAAGUUAGGACUUGACCAUUAUAGUUUAGUCACAACUGGGCGUACUGAAAAUUGAUGAAAAAUCGAAUCUGGUGCUUGUUUAUUCUGAGUUAACACGAACGACGACAAAAACCGGCACAAAAUUAUUAGUACUGAGUUUUGACAAGUGCAAGUGUUUCAUAGUGCAUUGCACUCGUAUUACCUAACAGUCUCUUAGCUAGUGUGGUAUAAGCGUUAUGAAGAGUCCUCGAACUUCUCGACCUUUCAUUUUUCCAGUGAAAGGAAACGUAGAAAUUGACCUCAGAUAGAGGAUAAGUGACAUGCCAGACUGGCUCAAAUUGGUUUUUGAGUGCAGAGGAGUAAUUUUAAAAAUCUGUAUGAAAGAGAAAAAUGGACGUCUUUCUUUUGCAAUCAAACUUUAAAAAUAGAAAUUGCUUUGAAAUGCACAAGCCUUAGUGCGAUCAACAUUAAAUGUGGAAAGUUGUUGACGUUAGUGCUGAUCAUGUCAUAGCUUCUUUAACAUACGUGCAGAAAAUCGGUUUCGGAGGUGUAUGAACCCUUUAACUCCACCAAACGAUUCUCAUUAUGUUAUUGUGGAGAAUUUGGUAACAGAUCAAUUAGUAAUCCGAUAAUUGAUAUUUUUCAUUAUUUUCAUCUCUUGUUUGCAUGAUAUUGUAUAAAUAUAGUGAGGAGAAAUUCUGUCUCGGUCAUUCACGGGAGUUAAAGGCUUACGGGUGCAGUGACCAAUCAGAACAUAGGUUUACAUUAUUUUUGGCCAAUGAGAACUUUAAGUGAAACUAAACAAACUGCUUGAAGCGCGGGAAAACGCGAUUGACGUAGUCGUGAUUGAUUUUACUUUUCAUCCGAUUGGUUGAGAGGGUGAUGCGAGUUUCCCGGACCAAUCACAGAGCUAAGUUAAGUGCAAUCAAAGCAGUCCCGGGUUUCUUUAGAUUCUCAAUUGAAAAUUACUCCAAGAACUAUUCCACUUGUAAGGAGCGAAGCCUAAUUAAAUGGAACUUUCACCUCCACCCUGAGGAGCUUCUAUGACAGACAUAUUGAGCAACGAAACCACACAUUGCGAACGAGGUAAUAAGGUUGAUUCAUUCUUUCAUUAACCAUGCAUUAUGUAUGAGUUCAUUUCAUCAUUCACACUUUUAUAGCGAUUUUAUCUCUGACAUCGAAGGAAUUGAUAGCAGGCAUAUCAGAAAAAAAUUUAACGGUGAUAACGAUUUUUUUUUGAGCACGUACGAUUAAGUCAUCCUCUAAUUUGAAAGAAGGCAUCAUAUUGUAAUAAUAAACAAAAAAAUGUAAAAGAAAACUUGUCAAUCUCGUAUAAUCUGAGUAAAAGCAAAGCAGGGAGCUGUUUUAGAAAUUGCAAAAGGAUAAUUGAAAAUGCAGCUGUUAAACCUUACGGGAUAAAUUGAAUAGCCAAACUUCCAAUUCAAAUCUAGGUCCUUCAAAUAGGUAGACACUUUGUCCACCGGAAUUAUUGACUCGUUUUUCAACCCAAUCAUUUGUUCUUUCGAUCUGAUCGACAAACGUUCCGGUACUACAAGCAGUUAUUUAUUCUAAGCUUCGCAAAGUACUUUACAUGUUUAUAUAUUUCCGACAGUGUUAUUAAAAAUUUCGAUAAAAAACUUUUAGAAUAAUUGACUUCUACUUCAGAUUUUUUUUGUCUUGCAAAUCUUUUUUCAAUAACAAUCGGUCUUUGAGAUAGAUUAAUUAAAAUCUGAUUUUUUUUUAACCAUUGGUUUGAUAUAAAGUUGGAAAGCCUCUUAAGCUGAAAAAAGGAAGAGGGGAAAAUUUUUUCAAAAAUUGCCACGUUUAAUCUAAAAUAAGGACACCCGCUUUACCUCGACCACGAACAAACUGUGGUAAAAACUGACUUAAAACAAAUCCCGACAAGCCAAAAAGCGCAAAGCACUUCACUUUUAAAAACAAUAGCGCCUAAACCUCAAUUCUCGAGUGUAAACAGAGACUUAUAUUAUCAAAGUUUGCCACAACUGUUUUCUUUUAUUGCUCAAUUUCAAGAUAAAAAUAAUAAGGUAGUUUUCCUUAUUUACCUGCAUUUAAUCUCAUAGCUCCCUAGGUGUUAUUCGCAUUUUAUAUAUCUCUGUGUACAGAGCAACAAAAGAAAAAACUAAAAAACAGGAAAUAUUUGCGCCGGUUGUUAUACGUGCAGCUGACCGCCAUGCAAUUUCGCAAUAUCUGAAGGUGUGCGCUACAAAAAAAAAUAAUCUGUUUAUAUGUUGUCAAUUCGCCCGCUGUUUUGUCCGAGGAUUGUUAAAGAUCUUUUUUUUCCUUCAACUGUCAGAACCGACCAAUUCGAAUCGAAACAGCACCGUAUUGGGCCACUGGACUGCAGUUUGUAUAGAAUCACUCAAUCUCGGCUGUUUGCCAUAAGCUGUGCCACGGUUUGUAAAUCUAAAAGUAUUGGCGUGAAUUUCUUAAAUGUGACAAUUGUAAGCCUUGUUCACUCAUCUCCGUCUUUAGAGUUCACUCUAACUUAGUAACUUGGUUUUCCUUCGUAAACUUAGUAUUUCCAUAGUUUUCUGACAUCUAAUGAAAACGAUGCAACAAGAUGACUGAUUUUUUCAUUUCUAAAAAUAUUAGCCUAAAUAUUUUUAAGGUCGUCGUCGCAGUCCGCUAUAUCUUCUCGGACCUUGGCCACCGUUGUUAUUAUCUCUACAUCCAUUGUUAUUAUUCACUUAUAUACCUGCCUCUUUUAUAAGUACUUAACUUUUUUGCGUCGCCUUACAUGAAAGGUACUUGAGCCUUUCGCAAAAAUGAAUUCAAGCUCCUGUGGCCUUGUUUCUCAAAGGAAAGACCUGAAAAAAUUUCACUCUUUUAUAUCAUUAGAAUUGUAAGCAGAAAAACGAUAAACAGAAAGCACAAUAUCAACUAGUGGAUAUCGUUUGGCUUAACACUGAAUUCCUGAGCUUAAAAUAUAUGACAGAUAUAUGUGAGAGAUAUAUGACAGAUACUGCAGAGAACUGACGUUCAAGUCUUGUUAGUGAAAGGGUUGAAGCUUUGCUGCGCGGCUGUAAAUCAAAGAGUUUGAGUUUUCACCAGGCUAGAAAAGAUGCACAGUUGCUCUCGGAUUUCCACACAACAAAAGAUAAAAAAUAAUUGGCACAGAGGAAUCAGUCGUUUUGAAUACUCGGAAUAUCCCAGGAAACACGGAAAGAACGCGACUGAUCUAAUUAGGUUUUGUCACUCUCACCCUCUCAACACCAACAGCUCAACACGCUUAAUGAUCGACCAUGCAUUAACCCAUAUUUUGCGGUUUCUUUCAGAAUGGUAUUCCUUUUUCCUUAUUUGAAAGUGGUUGGUUUUGUUUAGCGGUAACGCUUUUUCAACACAGAUUGUCUACUGAACUUAGUACGUCGAUCUAGUGUAGCUACAGCCAUUUUACUAAUGAGUCUAACACUUCCUUGUUUCCAAUCUACAUCUUCAUUUUCGCGUUUUUCUUUGCAGGAUCUAACUAACAUUUUUCUCUGACGUAACACUGGCCAAGCACUGGCUUUCCCGAACAUGAAUCAAAGUACGAAUUCAUCCAGCUAUCUGACCAAAAUCUCGCAUCUGGAGUUAGCCAUAAUGAUCGGUCUCUACGCUGUGUUAUUGUUAGUAAUUUUAACCGGUAAUGGACUCAUUCUAUCCGCGUUCUUUAUAAACAAACGCCUCCGUACCGCCACAAACACUUUAAUCAUGGGAUUGGCCGUCAGCGAUAUUCUUGUCGGGUUUGUCUCAAUUCCCUGCUGGUUGGCCAUUUUUACAUCAUAUUACGAGUAUGCUUCGACCACCCAAACAACGUAUACAUUCUACAUUACGUUUGACAUUUUCAUCGGAGGAGCUUCCAUUUUGCAGCUUACAGCGCUCAGUGUCGAGCGUUGUCACGCAAUCGUCUGCCCGUUACGUCACAGAACUCUCUCCAUAAAAGUUUUCUACGUCAUGAUCGCUAUACCGUGGUUGUAUGCAGCUAUUGUGGCAAGUUUACAACCCGUGCAGUUUGCUGGUGAUUGGCAAGACGUUUACACGCUUCUCGUGGCGUUCACGUGCUUUUUCAUUCCGUUCAUCGUCAUUUUCUUCGCCUAUUUAUUUAUCUAUCGUUUUGCUCGUAACCAACCCGGAAAAAAGAGCAUUUGCCAGCACCGUGCAGUGAGGCAAGCGUACAAAAAAGACCUAAGGCUAUCUAUUACGCUGGCGUUCAUUACAGGACUCUUCGUUGCAGCUUGGCUGCCUCUUUUUGUCGUUACCAUGAUUGGCACGUAUUACCCACAUUACCUUCCGUCCUCACUACGCACUUUCCGCGUGAUUCAGCUCGUUAAAUUUUGUCACUACGGCAACAGCGCGUUAAACCCCGUCGUGUAUGCCUUCAGGAACAGUGAGAUGAUCGCCACAUUCCGUUACAUUGCACGCGCCCUUCUUUGUAAAGAACGCCUGGUUCCAAGCCCGCUUAGUAGAACUUCAUCUUUGUGUAAAACGAGCUUGAAGGGAAACUCGCUCUCCGGAAGUUUGAGGAGGUCUUCGAUUAAAGGUGGAAGCCAUAGAGAAAAAGGCUUCUUAAAAAGUGAGGAUCAGGAAGAAAAUAAAAAAAGGGGCGGAAAGAAUUAUGACAGCGUGGUAUUCGUGUAUUCCACCGUGUAGCUUAAAAGAACACGAAUUAGUUAUUCUUACAGUUAAAAAGCUUUCCAAAAAACUCAAUCAAACAAGUUAAUCUUGAGCUUCAUCGUACUAUAUAUCGAUCAACGGCUUGUGCAAAACUGGCCUCCUAAGUUUGAUUCGGUGCAGAUCAAAAAAAAGGAAAAACCCUGAAGGAAAAUCAAACGCGACGACAGCUUCGUACAUAUGAGGAAAAUUGACCUCCUUUGAAGCUUAUGGUGAAAGAUAUGUCAAGAUUUCAAAGUUACUAUCCUUUUAAAGAUGAAAUAGUGCAUAGGUUAGAGUAAUUAGGGGCGCUUAUUAUUUUUGGAUGAUUAUAACAAUUUUUUAUCAGGAAAAAAUAUGAAUGUCGUAAAAAUAAUUAUCUCAUCUAGGUCGGUGGUCCAUUCCUAACUGAAUCUCUCAUUGAAUGACAGAUGGGCUCCCAGAUCCCAUCAUCCAUUGCUCCAAAAAAAAACUGCAAUUGGCAUCAAAUUACAACGCUGAAAAUACAUCAUAACUGAAAAAAAAGAAUCUUCAAGACAUUGCCCACGUAUUUUGUAGAAAAAUAGAGCAAUGGAAACAUUAUCAGAUAAUAUUGGAUUUACAUCAUUAUACUGAAGCUAGGAAACACCACUUUGUAUAUUAUUCGGGGGGAUCUUGAGUACCAUUUGACUUAACUUGGUCUCCAAACUAACCCCUUUCAAGAUGGAUUGCCAGCAAAACAAAAAAAAAUACAAGUGCGCGUGACAACCCCAGAAAGUAUUAUGGGUAGUUUUCAGGUCACGGCUCCUUGACCUUAGGAUUUCAGGGAAAUCUCAGAAAACGUCACUAUGAAGACGAGGCUAGUCAUUCCACGGUUAAGCAUAUAGGAACUGGGUACGAGAUAAGGACGAGGCAUAGUGGGUUUGACAAACUUAUUAUAUAUUUUAUUCAUUAAAAUUCAUUUAUCAUCGGCAGGAGCCCAUCAAAUAAGUAAUGGCUCCUGUCAUCGGAUAUACCCAUAUUACCUUUCGAGAUUGUCGCGUGCACUUUUGUCCUUUUUUCCUACAUCCUCUCCGGAAGCAGCUGUAAAUGAAACUGUAUGAAAGUAUUUGGGAUUUACGUGAUUAAUGUAAAUAAAAUCAUUUUGAUAUGAACACUAACGAAAUGUGAAAUUUGAUGAUUGCCGGAUUAAGAACCGUUUUAUUCUUGUCGAGCGGAGAAUAUAGAGUGGCUUUUUUCCCGUUGAUCCUAGCAUGCGAGAAUACCAUCAUUAUCAGCUUUCCUUCGCCCGCGGGAAAGUAACGCGAGUCGGCAAGAGGUUUAACUUUAGUUCCUGACCCCAAAAAUCCUUCCC
This is a messenger RNA of Pocillopora meandrina, 12650 nucleotides long. The record is from the annotation of a GenBank genome assembly. Lineage: Eukaryota; Metazoa; Cnidaria; Anthozoa; Scleractinia; Pocilloporidae.